AUGACUGAAACUUUUAAAGUUUGCAACCGUGACUUGUUUGAUUUUUGUCUUGGAUAUUUUUUCGGGCAAUUGGUUACUAGGUUGCAACAAAAAAAUAUUAGUCCUUUUGAUCACUUAUACUCCUCUCGGUUACGCCCCUUGCCCCAAACUCACCCCACCUGGAGAAAGAUCUUUCCAUUUGUAUUAAAUUUUUACUCCGUGCUAUUGUUUGCAUCUGUUCUUUGCGUAUCUAUUGUCAAGGUGACUUCAUCUUACUUGCAUCGAUUUGGAGAUUGUGAGUCAUGA
Spathaspora passalidarum NRRL Y-27907 is the source of this 285-nucleotide messenger RNA. RefSeq lists its product as uncharacterized. The transcript has 2 exons. Bases 1 to 285 code for a protein of 94 amino acids. Lineage: Eukaryota; Fungi; Ascomycota; Pichiomycetes; Serinales; Debaryomycetaceae. The record is from RefSeq and is a predicted model, not a curated record.